AUGCAAGCUCGCGCUCGUCGGGAACUAGCGGCCGUCGCGGCCGACGCUCUUCCCGGUUUCUUUGAAUGCCGCUGUAUUGUCAAGAUACGAGAACUUCGCGACGUCGUCGAAGGACUGCCGCGCCUCGUCAUGGAAGCGGACGAUUUCGGUUUCGCCCACACGCCGAUGUCGACGACGCGGGCGUCAGAUAUUGAUCCAGGAAGUUUAGACCCUAGCGACUCCGCCAACGACCCCUUCUUCAAGAGACUUUGGGAUCUUCACGAUCUGGCGACAACGGUGGAGGGCGUGGACACCGAAAACUGGCCGGAAGCGCGUAGGGAGAAGGAUGCUUUGCUCCUUAAGCUGGACGCGCUAUUCGUGGCCUUGGCCAACACCCUGAGCGUGGCCUACUUCACUCAAGCCACGGCAGUAGAAGCACAAACCGCCGCCGCCGCCGCCGAGCGCGAAGCCAACGGACCCGUAUACGACACCGCACCCUACUUCGUCGAACCUAUGAGCAGCGCAACCCCAGUUGCCUCUGCUGUCUGCGUCGUCAUCGCCGCCUCACUUCUGCUGCUUGGCCUUUCCGAAGAGAAAUGUCGCUUUCUUCUAGACAGCUUCAGCUUCGUCUUGCGUCUGGCCCUGCGCAGAACCGGAAUGACGCAGGCUGACAUAUCGGCGGAGAUCGGCUCGAUACCUCACGACACCCGCACAGUUGUGAAAAAUCUGGGCCUCCGCGUGAAAUAUAGCUCCCGCGUUUGCUGUCCUUCCUGCUACGCCUGUUAUCCCGACCACGGGCUGGGCUCAUAUCCCGAACGAUGCUCAGAGCCAACCGCACCAGACGGACCACCCUGCGGCGAGCUUCUCACGAGGCAGAGAAACAUCGCGGGCCAGAUCUGGACUUACCCCGCUCGGCGGGUCGUCCUCCAAGAUCUCAAGGCUUGGAUAGCUUGGUUGCUGAGCCGUCCCGGGAUUGUGUCGGCGCUCAUCAGCGAGGCAGCACUGAAGGAGGAGAUGGGAGAUAUCUGGGACGCAUUCGAGCUCGCGAACUUCAUGGGGCCGGAUGGGAAAACACACUUCAUGACAGUCCACGUCGGCGAGAUACGGCUUGUAUUUGCUCUAAACAUCGACGGCUUCAACCCAUUUCAGAUGAAGGAAGCUGGCCGUAAAGCUACGACCACAGCCAUGUACAUGGUCUGUCUGAAUCUGCCUCCUCACCUGCGCUACCGGGUCGAGAACAUGUUCCUCGUCGGCCUUAUCCCCGGCCCCGGCUCCCCCUCCACGUCUCAGAUCAACAGCAUUCUUUCAAUAGUAGUAGAGAUGCUUCUCGAGUUCUGGAAAGACGGUGUCGCGUACUCCCGUGUACCCCUUCACGAAGCCGGAGUUCUAGUCCGACUGGCUCUCUUCAUCGUCGUUUGCGAUACCCCCGCCGCCCGGCAAGUUUCAGGAUUUGGCGCCCAUAACCACACAUUCUUCUGCCCGUACUGCCUCUUGCCGUACAAGGAGCGGAAUAAUCUCAAUCCCAAGUCGUGGCCACCGCGAGCACUCGCCGCACACAAGGACUGCGCUCAGAGAUGGCGGGACGCGCCCACCGCCGCCGAGCGUGAGAAGGUGUUUGCAGAGUCCGGCGUCCGUUACUCGGCUCUCCUGCGUUUGCCUUAUUGGGAUCCCUCUCGCAUGACUGUCAUCGACAUGAUGCAUGCAUUGUUCGAAGGGAACCUCAGGCGACUUUGCCGCGGCUUCUGGGGCAUGUCGGCCUCACGCGAUGACGGCGACGGUACUUUCUACGACCCAGUUCCACUCGGUCCUCACGACGCACUCCUGGACGAGCUCUGGCUCCAUGUCAAGACUUCUUCCGGGGAUGUUCUACAGAAGAUGAGGCUGGAUCAGUUACGCGCUCUCGUCUCUCGAGAAGGUGUGCCUAUUCCUCGCCUCGCCGGGCGGAACAAGGGGACGAAGGAACCUUAUAUUGCGGGCUUGAUUCAAUGGCGGAUCCGUAUGAACUGGUUCAGUGAGGACGGCGAGAGGCUCGGUGAUCUUGACGAGACGCAAGUGCCCCGCCCCAUAUCGGAGAUCCUUGCGGAACCUCAUCCUUCGGAACUUGCAUCGUUCAAGGAAUACUUCGCAUUUGCGCCCGAAUCCGAGUAUUUUAGCGAGUUUACAAAGAAGGUGCUGCUCGCUGGCUUGACAGACGCCAUGCAGCUUGGCUCCGAAGACCCUAUACGUGACGACCUCAAGAAGUUAACCAAACUGCAGUUAUUGGAAAGGGUGAAUCGAUUGGAGCAGGGCAUCGUAAGUCCGAGCGGAGAACUCCUCAACAGCGAUCCCGCGCGAUUCAUUGAAGCUGUACGCACAUUUGCUGGAAGAAGCCGGAAAAGAACGUCGAUUCUUGGCAAGCGCCGCCUUUCGCAGCUUUGGAAGGAUAUGGAGCGCACCGUCAUUCCCAGCUGGAUGGGUAAGGCUCCCCGUCAUAUCGGGGACGGUAAACAUCGCAAAGUCUCCGCGGAUGACUGGCGUUCGUUCGUCCUUGUGAACCUAGUGAUCACCAUGGGGCGCUUGUGGGGCGGAUCACAGUUCGAAGGUUCUCGCGAGCGGGCCCUACUCGACAACCUGAUGCAUCUCGUCACGGCAACGAAAGUGGCGGCUUAUCGGAAGAUGACAACAGCACGCGUGCGGACGUACGUCAAGCACAUGAAGCUCUGGCUGGAAGGACUUCGCGAACUUUUCCCUGGCAUAUCCCUUGAAUCCAAUCAGCAUCUAUCUCUCCAUCUCCCUUACUUCCUCCUCUCUCUUGGUCCUACUCACGCCUGGCGGUGCUUCGUCUUUGAACGCUGGAACUAUCUUCUUCAGCUCGUCAACACAAACAACCACUUCGGUGAACUGGAGUCGACAAUGUUUCAUCGUAUCACGAUGCAGCAGCGCUUGCGUGCCUUGGUGUACGACGGAGGGCUCCGGCCAGAUCUGCAGGAGCUCGAGCCCAUAUUUGAGCGGCUAUUGGGAAAGGACAACAGGGGCACCAUGCUCAACGACAUCCUCGCUUUCGAACCAGCUCAGCAACCCACUUCAGCGCCAGAGCAUUAUCGCAAGUUUGACGCUUCCGUGUUUGUUCCCGAGGUUCUCCGGCAACUUGCGCUUCUCAUACAGCGCGAUUUCCGCGUCUCGCUCAGGCCCAAUCUACUCCGGCCUUCUGAGCGAAGGAGUAUCGACGUCGGGCCUGUCUCUUACAGUGCCAAUCCUCCCAACUGCUUUGUAGCUGUUGGACCGCUAUCCGGAGAAUGGAAGCUUGCCCGUAUAACGCGUGUAUUCACGCAUAGCUUCAAGGUUCCUGAGACGACGCGCUCAGUCCAGCGCGACUACGCCAUAGUGCAAUCCUUCCGAUCCCUUGAGGACGCUGAUGCGAAACAGGACUACUUUCGUCAAUGGCCAGAAGCAGGUGGCAAGUUGUUCUACGCGGAGUUGGUCGAGGAGGUCCGCGUCAUUCCCCUCGAGGAGAUCGCCUGUCAUUGUUGCGUGAUUCAAUGGGACGAUUGGCCGGGAAUCGAGUGUCCAGUUUUCCACGCUCUUCCUGGCAACCGCGAUUAA
Messenger RNA from Peniophora sp. CBMAI 1063, 3561 nucleotides. NCBI's taxonomy places the organism in Eukaryota, Fungi, Basidiomycota, Agaricomycetes, Russulales, Peniophoraceae. The record is from the annotation of a GenBank genome assembly.